UGGGGGCUGCGAGCCGCGCCGAGGACCAGCCCAGCGCAGCCGCCGCCGCGGGGCGCGGAGCCCGAACGCCGCCGCUCGCUGCGCGCGGGCGCCGGGCAUGGGGAGCGCGCUGUGAGCCCGCACCCUGGGAGGACGCGGGAGCUGCGGGGACCGGCGCGAGGAGGAGGCGGAGGAGGCGGAGAGGAGCCGAGGGGCCGUGCCUUGCCAGGACCCGAGGGAGGGAGAGGAGGGGGUGAGGGAAAAGUGAAGCUGGGAGGAGAAGGCGGCGGAAGGUGGGGAUUGAUGCUUCUGUUUUUUGUUGCCGCUGCUGCCCUCGCGCUGGGAGCCGAGCCGGAGGGAAGGCGGUGGAGAGAUGAUUGCAGAGUUGGUGAGCAGCGCGCUGGGGCUCGCCUUGUAUCUCAACACCCUGAGUGCGGAUUUCUGCUACGAUGACAGCCGCGCUAUCAAGACUAAUCAGGACCUUCUCCCAGAAACUCCAUGGACUCACAUUUUCUACAAUGAUUUUUGGGGGACUCUUCUAACCCACAGUGGCAGCCACAAGUCGUACCGGCCACUCUGCACUCUGUCCUUUCGUCUGAACCAUGCCAUUGGAGGGUUGAACCCCUGGAGCUACCAUCUUGUCAAUGUCCUGUUGCAUGCGGCUGUCACUGGCCUCUUCACAAGCUUCUCCAAGAUCCUCCUUGGUGAUGGAUACUGGACCUUCAUGGCUGGCUUGAUGUUCGCCUCGCACCCCAUUCACACAGAGGCAGUGGCAGGAAUCGUGGGACGGGCCGAUGUAGGGGCCAGUCUGUUCUUUCUCCUCUCCUUGUUGUGCUACACUAAACACUGUUCGACAAGAGGCUACUCAGCCAGGACCUGGGGCUGGUUCCUGGGGACAGGACUGUGUGCAGGAUGCAGCAUGUUGUGGAAGGAACAAGGAGUGACUGUUCUGGCCGUCUCGGCGGUUUAUGAUGUCUUUGUCUUUCACAGGCUGAAAAUGAAACAGAUCUUGCCUACCAUUUACAAAGCAGAGUGGACAGUGAGAGAGAGAGACAGAGAGAAAGGUCUUCCUUUGCCGUUGGUUCACCCUCCAAUGGCCGCCGCGGCCGGCGCGCUGCGGCCGGCACACCGCGCUGAUCCGAUGGCAGGAGCCAGGAGCCAGAGGAAGAACUUGUCUCUUUGCCUCAGCAUUAGCUUGUUAACGUUUUGGGGGACCUCCCUGUUGGGUGCCCGGCUAUACUGGAUGGGAAACAAACCACCGAGCUUUUCUAACUCGGACAACCCUGCCGCCGAUUCCGAGAGCCUCCUGGCUCGCACGCUUACCUUCUUCUACUUGCCAACCAAGAAUCUCUGGUUGUUGCUGUGUCCGGAUACCCUGAGCUUUGAUUGGUCGAUGGAUGCUGUGCCUCUGCUCAAAACAACUUGUGAUUGGAGAAAUCUACACACAGUGGCCUUCUAUACUGGACUCCUCAUCCUGGCCUACUAUGGAUUGAAGAGCCCAAGCGUGGAAAGAGAAUGCAAUGGGAAAGCUGUAACAAAUGGCAGGCAGAAUGCAAAUGGACAUAGCUGCCAUUCAGACACGGAGUACCGGAACUCAGAGCUUAAGCCCAGCUUUGCAUCCAAAGUAGAAAAUGGCAUUAAAAAUAAUGCAUCUCAGAGAACACAACUUCCUUCCACGGAGAACAUUGUUGUCCUGUCUUUAUCUUUGUUAAUAAUACCCUUUGUUCCUGCCACGAACUUGUUUUUCUAUGUCGGCUUUGUAAUUGCAGAGCGAGUAUUAUAUAUUCCUAGUAUGGGCUUCUGCCUCCUGAUUACAGUGGGUGCCAGAGCCCUUUAUGUCAAAGUCCAAAAGCGGUUUCUCAAGAGCUUGAUUUUUUAUGCAACAGCUAUGUUAAUUGUUUUCUAUGGACUCAAGACUGCGAUCAGGAAUGGAGACUGGCAGAACGAGGAAAUGCUGUAUAGGUCAGGGAUAAAAGUCAACCCAGCUAAAGCAUGGGGUAACCUUGGAAAUGUUCUGAAGAGUCAGAGCAAAAUUUCUGAAGCUGAAAGCGCCUAUAGAAAUGCUUUGUACUACCGCAGCAACAUGGCUGACAUGCUUUAUAAUUUAGGGUUACUACUACAGGAGAACAGCAGAUUUGCAGAAGCCCUGCAUUAUUACAAAUUGGCCAUUGGGAGCAGGCCCACCCUGGCUUCUGCCUAUUUAAACACGGGCAUUAUUCUAAUGAACCAAGGGAAGACAGAAGAAGCCCGGCGCACGUUCUUCAAGUGUUCUGAGAUCCCAGACGAAAACCUGAAGGACCCCCAUGCACACAAGAGCUCUGUGACCAGCUGUCUGUACAACCUGGGCAAGCUCUAUCAUGAGCAGGGACGCUAUGAGGAGGCCCUGAGUGUAUACAAGGAGGCUAUUCAGAAAAUGCCAAGACAGUUUGCCCCUCAGAGCUUAUACAACAUGAUGGGUGAAGCAUACAUGCGACUUAGCAAGCUCCCCGAAGCAGAGCAUUGGUACAUGGAGUCCCUGAGGUCCAAGACUGACCACAUCCCCGCACAUCUGACUUAUGGCAAACUGCUGGCUCUAACAGGUCGUAAGAGUGAGGCUGAAAAGUUCUUCUUGAAGGCUAUUGAGCUGGAUCCCACCAAAGGAAACUGCUACAUGCAUUAUGGUCAGUUUCUUCUGGAAGAAGCCCGCCUUGUAGAAGCAGCAGAGAUGGCAAAAAAAGCAGCGGAACUGGAUAGUACAGAGUUUGACGUUGUCUUCAAUGCUGCUCAUAUGCUCAGACAGGCUAGCCUCAAUGAAGCGGCUGAAAAGUAUUAUGAUCUGGCAGCCAGACUGCGGCCUAACUAUCCGGCUGCGUUAAUGAACCUGGGAGCCAUUCUGCACCUCAACGGCAGGCUCCAGAAGGCGGAAGCCAACUACCUUCGCGCCCUGCAGCUCAAGCCUGACGACGUCAUCACGCAGUCCAAUCUGCGGAAACUGUGGAACAUCAUGGAAAAGCAAGGCUUAAAGACCUCCAAGACCUGACACGGGAGGACAGAACCUCGUCCUCCUCCAGUUGACAAAGCAGACUUCCUUGCCGGACAGGACUUCCCAGCAGUGCUAUGACAGGCGCAGGGCAGAGGUCACUGAGGUCACUGCCACUGCUGGGAGAUCCACCUUGUUUUUGGCAUGGCCAUGAACACCAAAAAGGGGAACGUUGGAAACCUCCUGGAGGAUGGAAUUGUUAUCCAUAGACUGUAAACCAGAGCACUUAAAACAGGGAUCUUUGGGGAUUCUUACAAGGGGAGGGUGUCUAAACUAUAGACUUCAUUCAUUUUGGAAAGCUAAUUUCAAAAUUAUAGUAUUCCUUAAACACUGUGAGAGGAAGUCAGAGUGUGUGUUCAGCCACGGUAAACUAUCAGAGGUUAAGUGCUAAUAGGGAGUGACGUAAGCGUAGUGUGAAAUCCCAGUGAGCCGCUGGUUGUCCUAACGCUGCUGUCUUACCCCUUUGGGACAGCCUGCUUAGCAGUUUUGGAGCCUAAAUGUGCAGUUGUUCCUCAGCCAGUGCUCGUAGCAUCUUAAUGAUGUGGAUGUCACUGGCUCUCCUUUGUACAUCACUUGCUUUUCAUGUUCUGAAAAGGACUUGGAGAAGAGUGCUGGGGAGGCCUGAUGUGUGUCAGGCAGGUGUUCUUGACUUUAAUGCUGUCAGUAUGUUCCCCUAAAUGCCUAGUAGAAUUCAUUGUGUUAAGUGUUUGAAAAGUACCUUUCAGAAUGCUUAUUCCUGGUUAAUGUGUGUACGUACAAGAGGAUAAAAGGAAAGGGACAUUCAUAAGUGUUCUAGUUCCAGUCACCAACAGCUUUUAGACAAAUGUGUGCUUCGCAGAGGUUGCUGGUUAAAAAGUCAAGUCUAUACAAAGGAGUGUGUGAGGAUGGGUGCCAAUUUGUGUUUGGAAAAUGCUAAUCACUUUCUCCUAGGUACCGAAACAGCAAUGCUGAUAAAUUUUCAAGGAAUGAUAUGUAUCUUACUUUGCUCAUCCCAAAAGACAUAAAAAAAUGAGUUAUUUUAAACUGCAGUAGAGUGUCACAUUAGCCUGCAUGUGUCAGGUCCUAUGCCACGUGCUGUUCUCAGUGCAAACCAUUUUUCACUAGCAAAUCUGGUGUUUUAUUUCGUUUCCUGUUAGUAACCCCUUCAAUGAUCAUUUCACGAGUAAAAUAGCAUAAAUGAAGUAGAGAAAAACAUUUACUGAGCACGUUUUGGCUUAUAGUCAAACUUUGUGACUAAAAAUUAACUUCAUAAAACAGUUCAUUAUCAGCUUCUUUGUAGAGAAAGUAGCUAUACUGUAUCUUACAUAUUUAUUUAUUAUUUAUUAUUCUACCAUAGCAGAGUAACAAAAACUUUGAUACACUAAGCCGGUUCUUUGAAACUGAAAAUAAGCUUUUCUCCUACUUAUUCACACUCCAUGUACAUAUGAUUAGCGUUUCCAUUAAAAGGAAGCUGGACAUGCAAAUACAUCAUACUAUGUGUUCUCCAUAUUUUAUGUGUUUGUUAUGUAUCUGCAUACAGUGGGAUAAAGAAAUUAAAGUAGUGUUCCUAUGGCAUUAGUGUUGUUGUGAGAAGGGCAAAUGUAGUAACAGAUUUUUUUGAAGACAUUAAUAAGGAGGCCCUCUUAUAAUAUGUAUAUUAUUUUGUAAGCCUUUCAUUGCAGGGCCAGAAGUUAAAUUAUAACUUAAUCACUGUGUUUUCAGAAUAUUUAACAUUUAACAACAAACCCAUUGUCAAACCAAAAUAGUGGGUUGAAGUAUAUUUUCAUCUUCUAGUACAUUGGCAACUGCAAAAGCGGGGAGGGGAGGGCGUUAAUAUAAGGCUAUAAAGAUAAAUUCAAUGUCUAACAUUUUUAUUUAUUUAAAUAGUUUUUGACUUAUAAUGACUCCCUCGUUUUAACAUCUUAAGUCUUUUUAUUGUUACUGUUCUUCUUUCCAGCACUUGGUUCUUAGUAGAUUCGCUGAAUGCACAGUAGAGGCACUUCAUGUUGACCCAGUUCCCAAGUAGCAUUAACAAUUGGGCCUGUGUCACCAAAUGCAUGGAUCUUCAAUAACUAAAUGUCCCUGACACUUCACUACAGGGCUGGACUUAGUAACUGACCAACUCGGGGGGAGGGGGGAGUAAGGGAGGGCGUUAGAACAUGAUCAAAAAUGUCUCCGCUCAGGGAUUUAUGGUGGAUUAUUGCAGACAGUGCUAAAAAUAUAGAGCACAAGACAAGUUUACUAAAUUAAAAUUUUAUUUUUUGAGAAACUGUUAUUUGUAUAAAUUAUCAAGAUUUGUAGGCUUUCCUUUUGUAGAAAUAAUUGUUUUAUGUGCCAGAGAAUUUCAAUUUUGUUUUCAACAAUAAAGCAUUGAUAACAAAUA
Oryctolagus cuniculus (rabbit) is the source of this 5360-nucleotide messenger RNA. Lineage: Eukaryota; Metazoa; Chordata; Mammalia; Lagomorpha; Leporidae. The record is from RefSeq and is a predicted model, not a curated record.